Eublepharis macularius is the source of this 3397-nucleotide messenger RNA. It is a transcript of the gene VLDLR, whose product is annotated as very low density lipoprotein receptor. The transcript is spliced from 19 exons. Gene Ontology annotation, molecular function: calcium ion binding; protein binding. Lineage: Eukaryota; Metazoa; Chordata; Lepidosauria; Squamata; Eublepharidae. The coding region runs from base 172 to 2841 and encodes 889 amino acids. The record is from RefSeq and is a predicted model, not a curated record.
GCACGGCGGCCUCUGCCGGCUUCCUGGACUUGCCUUCCCUGUCGCCGCUGGCAUUGUCUCCGCUUUCCCCACCCCGGCUGGAGUACGCAAGCCUCGGGUUGCAGUCGUGCCCGUGCGAGAAAGAGGGAGAAAGACGCGCCCCCCCCCCGUGCUUGCCUCCCCCCUUCCUCAAUGCUGCUAACUUGUUGUGCGCGGAGCGGCGGUGGGCGCUGCACGAUGGACCCGUUCUCCCGGCGCGGGUUCUGGCUUCUGGUCGCUUUGGCUUGCUUGCAAGGCGAGCGCUGCUGGCUGCGUGUUCAAGGCACAAGAGUAGAAUGCGAUGCAUCCCAGUUCCAGUGUAAUAAUGGUCGUUGUAUAAGCCUGCUGUGGAGAUGUGAUGGGGAUGAGGACUGUUCGGACGGCAGCGAUGAGCUAUCCUGUGUGAAGAAGACGUGUUCCAUAUUUGAUUAUGUAUGCAACAGUGGACAAUGUAUACCAAAAAGAUGGCAUUGUGAUGGAGAUCCUGACUGUGAAGAUGGCUCUGAUGAAACCCCGGAGCUGUGCUAUGAGAAAAGAUGUCAGCAAACUGAAAUGAGCUGCGGUCCUCAAGCAAAUCUGUGUAUCCCAAAGUCCUGGAGAUGUGAUGGUGAAAAUGAUUGUGGGAAUGGUGUAGAUGAAGAGAAUUGUGGGAAUGUAACUUGCAGCGCAGAUGAGUUCACGUGUGCUGAUGGGCAAUGCGUCUCCAAGAGCUUUGCCUGCAAUGGUUACAAUGACUGCAAUGAUGGGAGUGAUGAAGUAAACUGUGCACCACCUACUUGCGCACCGUCCAUGUUCCAAUGCAAAAGCACUACCUGCAUCCCAAAUAACUGGGUAUGUGAUGGUGAUGUAGACUGUCCCGACCAGUCGGAUGAGUCUCUAGAGCUGUGUGGCCGCCCACCUGUUCAUACUGUGACAUGCAAUCCAGAUGAAAUGCGAUGUGGGUCAGGGGAAUGUAUUCAAGGCAAGUGGCGUUGUGAUGGGGACGCUGACUGCAAGGAUGGAAGUGAUGAAAUCAAUUGCCCUUCUCGUACAUGUAGACCUGACCAAUAUAAAUGCGAAGAUGGCAGCUGUAUCCACGGAACCAGGCAAUGUAAUGGAGUAAGGGACUGUGUGGAUGGAUCAGAUGAAAUGAACUGCAGAAAAGCUAUCCAGUGCAGUGGGCCUAAUAAAUUCAAGUGCAGCAGUGGGGAGUGUAUAGAGUCCAGCAGAGUAUGUGACCAGCAAGUCGACUGCCGAGACUGGAGUGAUGAACCGAUGAAUGAAUGCAAUGUUAAUGAAUGCCUGGUGAACAAUGGUGGCUGUUCGCAUACCUGUAGAGAUCUGCUUAUAGGUUAUGAAUGUGACUGUCCUGCUGGCUUUGAGCUGAUUGACAGAAAAACGUGUGGAGAUAUUAAUGAAUGCCAGAAUCCUGGAAUCUGCAGUCAGAUCUGUGUAAACCUGAAAGGAGGCUAUAAAUGUGAAUGCAGCCGUGGGUAUCAAAUGGAUUUGGCUACUGGAGUGUGUAAAGCAAUUGGAAGAGAACCGUGCCUGCUCUUUACUAAUCACCAUGACAUCAGAAAGUUUGGCUUGGAGAGGAACGAAUAUAUCCAGAUAGUAGAAAACUUAAGACAUAUCGUUAAUCUGGAUGCAGAUAUGGCAGAGUACAACCUUGUCUGGACAGACUCAGUGCUAAAGGGUAUCUUCAGUGCCUCUGUUGAUUCUCAUGACCGAGUAGGCAAGAUCUUCCGGACGGUGGACAAUGUACAGAAUCCUGGAGCCAUUGCCAUUGACUGGAUUUAUAAGAACAUCUACUUGAUUGAUUCCAAUUCAAUAGUUGUAGCAAACCUUCUCGGUACAAAAAGGAACGUUCUGUUCAAUGCAGACUUGAAAGAGCCAGCCUCAAUUGCUGUGGAUCCUCUUUCUGGUUUCAUGUAUUGGUCAGAUUGGGGUGAACCAGCCAAAAUAGAAAAAGCAGGAAUGAAUGGCCUUGCCAGGCAGCCGAUUGUAACAACAGCAAUUGAGUGGCCACUUGGGAUAGCACUAGAUCUUGUCAAGAAUCGUCUCUACUGGGUUGAUGCUAAGCUGCAUACACUGUCCAGUGUGGAUAUAAAUGGCCAAGAUCGCAGAGUUGUGUUGCAGUCUCACGAGUUUCUCGCUCAUCCUCUUUCUCUGACAAUAUUUGAGGACCGCAUCUACUGGCUUGAUGAGGAAAACGAUGCACUUUACGGUGCAAAUAAGUUCACAGGAGCUGAAGUGGCAACUCUAGUAAACAACUUGAGUGAUGCUCGGGAUCUUAUUGUAUAUCAUGAACUUGUGCAACCUGCAGGAAGGAACUGGUGUGAAGAGAGUACAGCAAAUGGAGGUUGUGAAUAUCUAUGUCUGCCAGCUCCCCAGAUAAAUGAACACUCUCCAAAGUAUACAUGCACAUGCCCAGUUGGAUCGACGCUGCAAGAUAAUGGCUUAAGAUGUAGAGUUUCAGGUGCAGGAGCUACUGUGACUUACACUGAGGCAAAAGACAGCAGUACAACAGAAACACCACUUGGACCCCAUUCCGGAGGACAAAAUCUGACUAGUCCAGUAUCAAGAGAGCUAGCUUCUGCCAGAAGUUCCUCAGCUGCAUGGGCUAUUCUUCCUGUAUUAUUGCUAGCCAUGGCAGCAGUGGGUGGCUACUUCAUGUGGCGUAACUGGCAACACAAGAACAUGAAGAGCAUGAACUUUGACAACCCAGUGUACUUGAAAACAACUGAAGAAGACCUCUCUAUAGACAUUGGAAGACACAGCAGUUCAGUGGGACACACUUAUCCAGCAAUAUCGGUUGUAAGCACAGAUGAUGACUUGUCCUAAAGUUGCCUUCUGGUAAUCGCCUGUUCUGUACUUUUAUGGAUGGCAACGAGGCCAGUGGCUCAACAGAUGCCUUCCCGUCCUGGAAGAAUGAAGAUAUGUGGAACAAGUUCACAAACUGUUUUCAUACACUAAUAGGUGUCAAACAUUUUAGUUACUGGUGACUGUAACCCUUUUACUAAAAUCAGUAUUGCUGCCACUGGCCAUAUAUACUGCACUUUCCAAAAAGCCAUAUUGAAUUAACACAUUCUGUAGAGAUACAACCUGUAAAUAAUUGUACAGGCCCACUUGUAAAUGUUCCUGGAAAAAAAAACUCUUAAGCACUUUGGGGGAAACACAUGUAAAUUAUUGUAGAAUUUUUCAAUGCUUGGGCAAUGGCAAUAGGACAAAACGGGUUACUCUAGAUUAAUUGCCAAAAAUUUGUAAACUAUCUUUUGUAAGAAAUGUGAAUUUGUCCUCCCUGAACCACCUAGAGGGGUGUGCAGAGGACAACUGCUCUGUAUCAGAAACCACUGUAAAUUUCAACACAAAUGGGAUUAAAGAGAAGCAAAUCUCUGUG